Messenger RNA from Lycium barbarum (goji berry), 2133 nucleotides. RefSeq names its product UPF0481 protein At3g47200. The record is from RefSeq and is a predicted model, not a curated record. Bases 182 to 1804 code for a protein of 540 amino acids. NCBI's taxonomy places the organism in Eukaryota, Viridiplantae, Streptophyta, Magnoliopsida, Solanales, Solanaceae. The transcript has 3 exons.
UUUUACAUUACAUUGAAAACGACAUGUUGCUUACAAGCUAAAGUUUGCUAAAGUUGCCCUGAAGGAAUAAAAUUAUCCAACAAACUAUUCUUUCUUGCUUUAAUAUAAGCACCCAAUCUUUUCAAGAAAAGUAGGAAACAAGCCAAAAGUUCAUAUUCUAUUUUACCAAAAAAAAAAAAAAAUGGUUGCAGUAUUCAACAAAGAGCUUUUGAGUUGGUACCUGAUAACUCUCAAGCUCAAAGAAACAGUUGAUGCAGGACUUCAAAAUGCUACUAGUCCUUCUCCCACCACCAGCAGAUCCAUUGAUUUUCCAGAAUUACCCCUGCAACAACAACAACAACCCCUGUUACAAAAAGAAGAACAUCAGCCGGUUGAUUCUUUGAAAAUUACAGUUGAUGACAAUGCUCCUAAUGUAGAAGAAGGUCCGAAAUCACCCGAAUCCGAAUGGGUAAUUAGCAUUAAGGACAAAUUAGAGCAAGCUAAGCAAGACAAUGAUGCUGGAUCAUGGGCUAAACUUUCCAUUUACAGAGUCCCUUUAAGUCUAAGAAGAGAUGAUGAUAAAGCUUAUAUUCCUCAAAUUGUCUCUUUAGGUCCUUAUCACCAUGGCAAAAGACGCCUACGGAAUAUGGAUCGCCAUAAAUGGCGAGCCGUUUACCACAUCAUCAAGCGGACAAAUCAGGAGAUUAAAAUGUAUAUCGAUGCUGUUAGAGAGCUCGAAGAGAAAGCGCGUGCCUGUUAUGAAGGCACAAUUGCAAUGAGCAGCAAUGAGUUUGUUGAAAUGAUGGUUCUUGAUAGCUGUUUUGUUCUGGAAUUGUUUCGAGGAGUUGCUGGUGGAUUUAAGCAUCUCGGUUAUGCGAGGAACGACCCGGUUUUUGCGAUGCGUGGAUCAAUGCAUUCGAUUCAGAGAGAUAUGAUUAUGAUUGAGAAUCAAAUUCCAUUGUUUAUUCUUGAUCGGUUGUAUGGGAUCCAAUCUGAAAUGCCUGAUGAGAAAGGUAUUGUAGCAAGGUUAGCUUUGAGGUUUUUUGAUCCAUUGAUGCCAACUGAUGAGCCAUUGACAAAGAGUGACUUGAAUAAGUUUCAGUCAUCAAUGGGACGUUCUACUUCUUUUGAUCCAUUGGGGGACCUUGGUGGACUUCAUUGCCUUGAUGUUUUCAGGAGGAGCCUUUUGCAGACAGGGCCUAAGCCAGCACCUAGGACGUGGAUCAAGCGUUGGUCGCAUUCGAAUAGGGUGGCAGACAAGCGAAGACAGCAAAUGAUUCAUAGUGUUUCAGAGCUGAAAGAAGCUGGGGUAAAGUUCAGGAAAAGGAAGACUGAUCGUUUCUGGGAUGUAAAAUUUAAGAAUGGAAUCUUCAAAAUGCCGCGGCUUUUAAUUCAUGAUGGUACAAAGUCACUUUUCCUCAACCUGAUUGCUUUUGAGCAGUGCCAUCUUGACUGCACCAAUGACAUAACUUCAUACGUUAUCUUCUUGGACAACUUGAUUGAUUCGCCAGAGGAUGUUAAAUACCUCCAUUAUUGUGGAAUAAUUGAGCAUUGGCUUGGCAAUGACGCUGAAGUUGCUGACCUCUUCAAUCGGCUUUGUCAAGAGGUUGUUUUCGACAUCAAUGACAGUUAUCUCUCGCAGUUAUCUGGUCAAAUUAACCGGUACUAUGAUCAUAGAUGGAAUGCUUGGCGUGCUACUUUAAGGCACAAGUAUUUCAACACCCCAUGGGCAAUUAUCUCCUUUGCUGCUGCUGUUAUGUUGAUACUCCUCACCUUCGCUCAAACAUUUUAUGGAGUCUAUGGCUACUACAGACCACCUCAAUAGUUCUCACUCAAUUCUUCAGACUGAUUUUUACAAUUCAUACCCAAUAGUUAGUAUACAUUGUGCCAAGAUGCUGGGCCACAACCGCCUUUGCUAAACCGGCAUUUGAAUUAUUGUUUCCUUUUUGGUGCUUUCACAUUGACUGGUCGAUGGAAAACCAGGAGAGUUCUUUUUCUUUCUUUCUUUUUCGUGUGCGACUGUGCGGUCUUUGGUAGACCGUGCCCAAAAUACAAGUUGAUAUACACUUGUAAUUGUGAAGAAUGCUCCAACGAUCUCUGAUUUUUUUUAAGAACUUACAUUUGGAACAUUCUUAAUCUCACUGAUUUACUGUU